AAAACCCCUCCUCCUCUCUUCCCCAGGAGACCUCUCCUCUGUCUCUCCCCUCCUUUUUCCACUUUCCAAGACAACGCACCAACAAAAGCGUCGCCCCUCUUCCUCCUCCUCCUCCACCUCCAUUGCUGCGCCCUCUCCCUCUCCCUCUCGCCUCCCUAGGCCACUCACUCCCCAAAACACCACCAACCUCCUUUCCUCUCUCUCUCUUCUUGAGUUCUUGAAUCAAUGCGUUCUUGAGUUCUUGAAUCAAUACCAGUAUCACUUGUGCUAAUAGUACUAGAGGAGGAGGUGUUGUUUCUUGCGAUCUUGGGUUGAUUGAUAUGGGUGUUCUUUGCUUCGGCGCUUCCAACAUCCUCCUCUGCGCGGAGGACAGCAGCAGCGUGCUUGGCCUGGGCGGCUUUGGCGGCGGCGGCGGCGAGGUGGCGGCGGAGCUGGGGUGCGGCGGCGGUGGCGGCUUUGAUUUCUUUGGCUUCGGUGGUGGUGCUGUGUUCCCCAUCGACUCCGAUGAGUUCGUGGCGUUGUUGGUGGAGAAGGAGAUGGAUCAUCAGCCUCAGCGGGGGUAUCUGGAGAAGCUGGAGCUCGGUGGAUUGGAGUGUUCUUGGAGGAAAGAUGCCAUUGAUUGGAUUUGCAAGGUCCAUUCCUACUACAACUUUGGACCACUCAGCCUUUACCUCGCAGUGAACUACCUGGAUAGGUUCCUCUCCUCGUUUAAUCUCCCUCAUGACGAAUCUUGGAUGCAACAGUUGCUGUCAGUUAGUUGUCUAUCUCUUGCUACGAAGAUGGAGGAGACCGUGGUCCCUCUUCCCAUGGACCUUCAGGUUUUUGAUGCGGAAUAUGUGUUUGAAGCAAGGCAUAUUAAGAGGAUGGAGCUUAUUGUGAUGAAAACCCUGAAAUGGAGGCUGCAAGCUGUGACCCCAUUCUCUUUCAUCGGCUACUUCCUGGACAAGUUCAAUGAAGGGAAGCCGCCGAGCUACACGCUGGCAUCAUGGUGCUCUGAUCUCACAGUGGGCACUCUGAAAGACUCUAGGUUCUUGUCAUUCAGACCUUCUGAGAUUGCGGCCGCAGUGGUGUUAGCUGUGCUUGCUGAGAAUCAGUUUCUUGUCUUCAACAGUGCCCUUGGAGAAUCUGAAAUCCCUGUAAAUAAGGAGAUGGUUAUGAGAUGCUAUGAGCUGAUGGUAGAGAAGGCAUUGGUGAAGAAGAUAAGGAACAGCAAUGCAAGCUCUUCAGUUCCACACAGCCCGAUCACCGUGUUGGACGCGGCGUGCUUCAGUUUUAGGAGUGAUGACACAACACUAGGAUCAUCACAGUCAAACAGCAACAACAAAGAUUACAACAGCCAGGACUCUGCUCCUGCUUCCAAGAGGAGGAGAUUAAACACAACACCAAUCUGAUAACUGUACAUACAUAACUUGGCAUUGCUUUGCAAUUGUUCAUUCAGUGAGCAACUCAUCAGGGUAGCAAGUAGUGGUGCAUGGCGAGCAUCAUCAUAACAAGCAAGGAUGAAAGUGAGCAGUAAUAAGCUAGUAUCAGCUUCUUGAACUCUGGAUGAAGAGAGAAAGGGUGUGUUUUGAGGAGAGGAGGAAGUCUUCUUCCUCUUGCAGUUUUGUUCCCCUUUCCUCCUGCUUCUAUUUAUCUUUUUCUUCCCCUUCUCUGAGCAGAGAAAUCUUUGUGGAUAUGAGAUUGGAGAUGUGAGGAUGUGAGAGAAAAUCAACAAAAAGAA
Messenger RNA from Oryza sativa Japonica Group (Japanese rice), 1720 nucleotides. The record is from RefSeq and is a predicted model, not a curated record. NCBI's taxonomy places the organism in Eukaryota, Viridiplantae, Streptophyta, Magnoliopsida, Poales, Poaceae.